Messenger RNA from Alternaria ethzedia, 1788 nucleotides. RefSeq lists its product as uncharacterized. The record is from RefSeq and is a predicted model, not a curated record. NCBI's taxonomy places the organism in Eukaryota, Fungi, Ascomycota, Dothideomycetes, Pleosporales, Pleosporaceae. The transcript has 4 exons. The coding region runs from base 1 to 1788 and encodes 595 amino acids.
AUGGAUGCGGAUACCCAAGCUCUCGUCGACAGGAGAUCUGGCGAACUGGUUCAAUGGCACAUUUAUUGGACAACACCGGCUCUCAUAGUCGCAUUGUUCAUGGCAGGGUUUGCGGCGGCAGUGGGUCAUCACUUGUUUUACAUGCAUCUCAAUGGGAAGCCGGCCACCGAGCAACUGAAGAUGGUGCGGUAUGGUACGGCCUUGGCUUUCUUUGUGAAAAGCACAUUGGUCGGGACCGUUAUCAUGUGCAACCGUCAGCGCAUAUGGUAUACCUUCCGACGAAAGGCGAUGACGAUCAAUGGUAUUGAUGGUCUGUUUUCUGCAACGGAAGAUCCGACGCAGUUCUUCCUCAACUGGGAGAUGAUCAGAAAUGGCAAGCUUGCUACGCUCAUGGCAGCCUGUACCUGGGAAUCUACGUACGACUUCCGGGACAUGAGUAAAUUCUGGCAGAAGAGCUUGAAUUUCUAUAACACCACUGAGCCAGCCGAAGAGGAAAGGCGAGAUGGAGAUGAAUACUCCGCGGCAACGGGUGGAGGAAACUUCUUCGACUACUACGAUCAGCCGUCCAAGAACGCGCGCCGUUUGGCCUUCAGUAGCGUGUACAUGCAAAAGCCACAGCCCCGCGAAAACGCUUCUACCGUAUUUUGCGGAUCGGGCUGGAAUUGCACAUACACAAUAAGCUUCGUGGGACCCGGCUACCAAUGCGAGGAUGUCGACGAUACUGAUGAAUCCAACGCGCCAUUCGCAUUAUCUGGACUGGCGCCGAACGGAAGCCUUGUCUACAAUGCAGAUGUUGAUCAAGGUGAUUACGGGUAUCAGGAUCCAGUGAAUGGUACAGGGUCUUUAGGCGUAUUCGAGAACGAACCAAACCUCUGGAUCGGUUACGCCAUCAAUACCUCCGAGCCGUACUCGUACGAUGAGGAACCGGAGUACAAGGCCAAAUGGGGAAACGUACAUGAGCCCAAAAUAUUCAAAUGCGUCAUGCAGUACACCAAAUAUACAUUCAACAUGAGCUACAAUCCCAGACAGUCCGCAACCCGCUGGAAACGAGAGUUCCUACGUCCUGUCAUCGGCGACCAUCCUAUCGAGCCCCAGAAAAAUGUCGAAGAAUACAAAGUAACAGCUUCCUUCCAUACUCUGGGUUCACUCCUACGCCGCUUCCUGCGUGGCAAAAUCGAAAAGCAGAAAAUCCUCAUCACCUACUCAGAUUUAUCUGAGACGCGAUUAGUCAACAGCAGCACCUCGUACCCCUUGGUGGAUCUGAAGACAGGACAUCUUAUUAUUCGUGCCAACAGCUUAAUAGAGAUACAAGACCUUUUCGAAGACAUUCUCAUCACUCUACUCAACGACGCAAAUCUAGUCGUGGUACAGACCCAAGAAGUGCCUUGUACAAAGUCACGAACCAUGAUGGUAUACGUGUAUUACAAACGUUCUCUCUGGAUCGGAUACGCAAUUGUUAUCGCAAUCACUUUCGCUUUCAUCCUGGUCGGCGCGUGGUCGCUCCACAUGAACGGGGUAGCAUCCGAUGUGCUCUUCUCUCGCAUUAUGGCUACCACCCGCAAUCCUACGCUGGAUCACUUAAGCGUUGGGGCGUGUUUGGGUGGAGAUCCUUUUCCCAAGGAGCUGGCGAAGACGAAGUUGCGCUUUGGUGUACUCCUUGAGGAUGAUCCUAGGGAGGGACCUUUGGGCAAGGUGGAACAUUGCUGCUUUGGCACUAUGGGCGAGACGAAGGAGAUUGUCAAGGGUGGCACGUAUGCGGGACUCAGGGAGCAUAGGAUCGAUGCAUGA